Acanthochromis polyacanthus (spiny chromis) is the source of this 3040-nucleotide messenger RNA. RefSeq names its product family with sequence similarity 163 member B, genome duplicate a (gene fam163ba). The record is from RefSeq and is a predicted model, not a curated record. Lineage: Eukaryota; Metazoa; Chordata; Actinopteri; Pomacentridae.
GGUGCCACGACAUCCAGCGUCUGCACAUCUGGAGGCAGCGUGGGCGGCGGCGUGUCGGGACGGAGCAUCAGGACCCUCUGCACCCCCGUGUGGAUCCGGGACAGAUUCAGCUGCUCCAGGGAGGGUGUUGAUGGAGAGCCAUUCGAAUGACAGCCGGGACAGUGGUCAUCACUGGUGGAAUUCUAGCUACAGUUAUAUUACUCCUUAUCAUCGCAGUACUGUGCUACUGUAGGCUGCAGUAUUAUUGCUGUAAGAAGGAAGAGUCUGAGUCGGAGGAGGAGGAGCCAGACUUUGCGGUGACGUCCCCUCCGCCAGUGCACUCCAAUCACAACAUUGUGGCGGCAACAGCCGCCGCCUCCUCCAUCCCUAAUGGCCCUGCCCUCUCCACCCCUCCACUGGCCAGGAAACUGACUCGAUCGCAGACCUUCUGUCCGUCUUGUACACACUAUGAGCUGCCUUUCUACCUCCAGCCUCCUCAGCCGCAGAUCCACCACCAACCAGAUGGGCUGAGGAAUGGAGGCGACCGGAUCAGCUAUCGCAGCGUCCAGCAGCAAGACCUGGACCUGCCAGUGCCUGUAAACAUUUCAAACUACCGUAAACCAAACCUCGCCCGGUCAGUCACCAUGAGAGACAUGUUCACACGCAGCUGCAGCAUCAGCACUGAUGUGUAGCUGAGUGACUCUGAAAGUCUUUGCAAGUCGAUGCUUAAAUGAGUUGGAAUGAGCUAAGCAGGACUGGACUUGGAGUCAGACUGUGUUUUUGUCAUGUUGACCAGUUUAGUCUGAUGUAGUCUGCUCUCAUUCUCCUCACCUCUUGCGGAAUGGAGGACUCAGAUGGCUCUCAGGACAGUUUUUUCAAAGGUACUAUGCUCAGGUCCAUGACCUUAAACUUGGGCCAAUAUAGCGUAUUUAAAAAUGUUAAAUUAUCAACAACAUAAACUUGGUUUGUCUUGUUUUGAAUAAUCCUUUUUUUGUUGUUUAAAGAAUGGAAUUUGUUUUACAGUUUGAUAAAGUCUGUGUAGCCCUACUUUCUCACCCAUGGCCUGAGAGAUAGGCAGAUUUCUGCCAUUUCAAAAUGACAUAAUCAGGAGGGAUUUUCUCUUUUCCAGAGCUGCUACAUGGAAAAUAUGAUUAGGAGAAGACCAGUAUUUCCCUCCUCUAUGAUGGGAUGAUCUGUCUGUUUCCCCAUACACAGAUUACAGAGAUGAUGAAAUAUCACUCAUGACCAGCUGAGAGGAAGAAGAGGGUGGUGUCCUGUUUUAGCUGCAUACAUUUUAACUUAACUUAGGCCAUAAUAGUAUAAGACCUAAAAAUAAGGGCUCACAGAAGAUGGAAAUUCCUGCUUAUUAUCCACAUCCUUUCAUAGAUGCCUCCAGUUUGAUGGGAGGCUGGUUUCUCUGAGUGUCUGCUGACAACACACAGUGUAAAUAAAGUAUUCUACACUUGAGAAGAGAAUCACCUCUGUGUUCUUGCAGGCGGGCCGGACUAGGUGCCAAAGGGGGUUUAUUGCAUUUGUGUGCAUAUACUGUAUGUGAGUUAACUGGCAUGCAUGUGUGCGUGUGUGUAUAUCUCGAUCAGUUGUUAUACCAGUUUUUAUUCCGUACACUUAAACACAAUCUGUCAUCCGUAUGUAUAAUAAACCCAGAGGUGGCUUGCAAUAACAUUUCUUGUGAAAGGAUGAACGGAUUGUAUUCUUUUCCACGUGCGACUUUACCCUUAAUUCAUGCAAAGAAUGACCCAAACAGAUUAUAUGACAAAAAGGAUUUGCAACUAUUUUGUAAAUGUUUAUUUUGCCGAUUAAAGCUAUAAAACAGGCUCAAAGUUGAGGUGGCAGUCAGGGAGGCGAAAUGUUUUUACAGCAAAAUUUCAAUGUGAUCUCCAUUCUAGUACUUCGCUGAAGUUUGUGGACUUUUCACUACAUUUCUUGUGUUGUCUCUGAUUUGUUGACAUACGGAUUCUGGGGCUAAAGAUCCACCUUUAAAGGCACAUCUAUAAAUAUUUAACAGGCCAUAACAUACGCUUCGGUCUCUCUCCUCUCUCAGCUCGUUGGACUGAGGAAUAUGUGCUCUUGCUCCAAGGUACUCUGAGAGUUCCUACUUGGGAUUGUUUUUAUUUUCUGCACUUGGUUGACUGGCCCGGCUGAAAGGCUGAUAUUCUGACUGGAGGAGCAGCGGUGGAAUUUAUGGACACACAGUUUAGUAAGAGAAAUUAUUUACUGCUUGAUUUCAGCAGAGGAAAAUGCUGGUGGUUGGCUUUGAAGGGGUUUGAAGCUGAUUGGAUUGCCGAUGCUGGACAGACCUGCCAAACUCUCAAAUGGAUGGUAAACGCCGUUGUACCCUUCUCUCUCUUUUCCCGUCUCUCUGUUGAUUUUUAUCACGCUCGUUUAUUUUCCGAAAGGUGACGCAGUGAGUUAUUUGAGUUUUUAAGUUUUUCCUCUUGUGACAUGUGCUUUCUUGCAAAUACAGUAGGCCACAGUACACACAUUUGUAAAUCUAACUUUGCGAGGACACUCAUUGACUAAAUGCAUUCUGUCGCCCCCUACUCUCAACAUUAAGCAUUGCAGCUAAAUGGCUAGUCCGAAACCUUGACCCUAAUUCUAACAUUAACUCUUAAACCGAGUCUCAACCCACAGCCCUUUGAAGGUGCAUCAGAAAGCGAGGACCGGCCAAAAUGUCCUCACCCCCAUGCUUUAAAACUCAAACUGGUCCUCACAAAGAUAGCCAUAUAAAUACGCAUACACACAAUAGUUCUCAAUGUUGUUAUUUUUGAAACUGAAACUAUGUGACAGUUGCACAGGAAAUUUAGUGCCAUAAAGACUUAUAAGAGAAUUGUAUUAUUAUUAUUAUCAUCAUUAUUAUUAUUAAAAGUGUAUAUUCAAAUGCAGUGUUGCUUUUACCUUAAAGUAUUUGAAUUACUUGCUUUAUUUUAUGAUCCAGCUGGUUUUUCAGACUCAGUACAGUGCAGCAGAAAUGUUACUGUCCUUGUUUCUAAUAUAUAACUAACAGACACAUUGUUGCUAAUAAAAUUGUCUGAAAACCCUU